Messenger RNA from Naegleria fowleri, 7323 nucleotides. RefSeq lists its product as uncharacterized. Gene Ontology annotation, cellular component: transcription factor TFIID complex. The record is from RefSeq and is a predicted model, not a curated record. The transcript has a single exon. Gene Ontology annotation, biological process: transcription initiation at RNA polymerase II promoter. Gene Ontology annotation, molecular function: RNA polymerase II general transcription initiation factor activity; chromatin binding; transcription cis-regulatory region binding. Bases 1 to 7323 code for a protein of 2440 amino acids. Lineage: Eukaryota; Heterolobosea; Eutetramitea; Acrasida; Naegleriidae.
AUGGAAGACGAAGUAUUACCUCCCUCUCCAACCAUUCCUUUUGAUGAAGAGAUUGUAUCAUUCUCUUCAACAAAUGUACAACCACCACCAUCAUCCAACAACAUGCUUUUCGCUGGUAAUGUUGGUAGUGCUGGUAAUAUUGCUGGCUUUGGCCAUCAUCAACCACCUCUCUAUGCACCAACUUUACCCUCUUUUUUUGCAAACACUUACCAAAUUUCAGAUCCGAUGAUGGUAUUCAGUCAGCAACAACAAGAACAACACUAUCCAUCUACUACGAGUGCUGCUGCUGCUACUAAUAAUAUGCAACCACAAUCACAACAACCUUUGGUUCAUCAUCGUGGUAAUGAUGGUGUUGCAACAUCUCAAGAAGCACUCAAAGAGAUGGUCAAGCCAACCGAUACGACCAAAAGUCAAAGGACAGAAGUGCCCACUAGUACCACGAGUAUCCACAAUAACAACCACAACAUGAAUACAACAACAACAAGUAUGACUCAGAGUAGUACCACCACCACUCUGACCACCACUCUGACCAACAACAACAUUGAUACUACUACUACUACAACAACAACACACACUCCUCUUCCUCCACCACCACCUUCUUCCUCCUCCUCACAACAACAACAAGAUGGAGGAUCAAAAAAAAAGAAAAAGAAAAAAGAAAAGAAGAAUGAACCUCGUUUUCCAUUCAAAGUCUUGCAUCAAAAAUUGGUAUUAGAUGUUGAUUUAUAUCAACAAGCAUUAGUAGGAUAUACUGAUAUAAGAUUUACACCUCUUCAUAACAACAUUACACAAAUCUCCUUACAUUGUUUACAAUUAAAUGUCACUGGUGUUCAUACCAUUUAUGUCAACAAGCAUAAACCAUCAUCCAUGAUGAAUGGAACAACAACAUCUGGUGUUAGUACUAGUGGUGGUGUUGGCAGUGGUGGAACUCUUAAUUCUCAAGAAUUAUUCACCCAUCAACAUCAACAUUUCAUUGAUCAAGUUUCUUUGACACAAAUUGAAACUCAUCCUACUAAAAAUUUAGAUCAAAUCUCUAGAGAAUUUGCAUUACAAUAUGAACUUGAAAAUGAAGGUACUCUUACUAUUACAUUUAAAGUACCAUUAUUGAAAAAGACAAGUACUACCAUUAGAAUCUAUUUUGAUUUAAAAAAUCCAACCAGUGGAGUCUAUUUUGUAAAUUGUCAAAAGACAAGUAUAGUAGAGAAUGGAAAUGGUGAUUCCAUGCGCAUUAAUGAUUCCAUCAUGAUGGAUGAAACCAAUGAUACAAGAGAAGAUAUUUCAGAAUUUGAUGAAAAUGGAAAGAGAAAUUCCAAAUCUUCACAAUCCUAUCCUCACAUGUACACUCAAAGUCAACUCUUAGGUGCUCGUUGUUGGUUUCCAUGUGUAGAUUUAUUAUCAUCUUAUCAUCAUUUUGAUUUUGAAAUUACUUCUCAUGCAGAUUGUAUGAUCAUUUGUUCAGGUGAAUUAAUUCGACAAGUGGAGAACUAUUCUGGAACAUUGAAAACUUCUUAUUUCAAAACACAUUCGAUCCUAUCACCAGCGAGUGUUUGUCUAGCAGUUGGACCAUUUAAUAUUUCGUAUUCGACCUUGACACUUGGUUCUCAUCUUCAACAAUAUCAACCAGCCACCACUUCCAAUGUAGGAACAUCAUCAUUCACCACUCAUCCCUAUGAAUUAACAUUGAAUGCCUUCUAUUUACCAAAUUAUUCAUUAGAAUCCAUACGUCAUACAUUGGGAUUUAUCAAACGAGCAUUUCUAUUUUUAGAAGAAUAUUUAGAAUUCAAAUAUAGAGAUUUAUUCAAUUCUACAACAUUUAAUGUUGUAUUUAUCGAGAAUGGUUAUACAGAACAUUCAUCCUUUGCCUGUAUGUGUUUGGUAGAUUCCAAUCGAAUGAUUUUAGAACCAAACAUUAUUGAUCAAGUUCAAGAAAAUAGAACCAAAUUCACAAAAUUAUUGGCUGAACAAUAUUUUGGUAAUUUUAUUCAUCCAAAAACAUUUUCAGAUUAUUGGCUUAUUGAUGGCAUUGCAGGAUAUUUAGCAUGGCAAUUCUAUGAGAGUGAAUUUGGUCAAAAUACUAAAAGAUUUAAAAUGAUGCAAUCAGGAAAGGAAUUACUAGAAAUGGAAAAACAUACAUUGUCUCUAUACAAUGAGAGUGUAGGAGCCAUUCCUCAAAAUUCUCAACAUGUACAUGAUUACAUUUCUAAGAAGGCUCCUCUUGUCUUGUACAUGAUUGAUCGACAAGUAUCUACUUCUCACAUGAGAGAAUUAUUGAACAAAAUGUUGUUCAAUGCUCAUUCGGAUCAACAUUCCAAACGUUUUAGUGAUCGUUUACUUUCUACAAGUUCAUUUCUAAAGACAUGUGAAAAGAAGUAUGCAGUAGAUUUGAAAUCCUUUGCAUCCUAUUGGAUUUAUGGUACUGGUGUCCCACAAUUUGCAAUUUCAUUCAAAUAUGAUGAUAUGAGAAGUUGUGUGGAUUUGAAAGUGAAACAAAUAUUACCAUAUCCGGAAUGUCCACCUUUUAAAGGAAAAGUAACAUUUAGAAUUUUAGAAAGUGAAGGUGCACCGAAUGAUUUUCUUGUUGAUUUAGAUCGUGAAGAAAAUCAAUUUGAAUUUCAUAUCAAUUCAAAACCUAUCAAGAAACAUCAUCGUAAAAUUACAGGUGGUACUACUUCAGAGGCAGUUCGUAUUAAAAUUCCACUCAAAUGGAUUCGAUUUGAUCCUGAACAAGAUUGGAUCAAAGUAUUAUCAUUUUCACAGACACAAGAAAUGUGGAUUCAUCAAUUGAAUGAUGUUAAAGAUGUUGUGGCUCAAUAUGAAGCUAUUAAGGCUCUCACAUUCUUUGCUGAUACAGAACCGAUCAUUGAUGUACUGAAGAAUAUAAUUAGAGAUUCAUCGUAUUUUUAUCAGAUUCGAGUCUGUGCUGCACAUGCUCUCUCGAAAAUACCUCAACCCAUUGAAAAGAAGAUGGCACUCGAUGUGUUGAUUGAAUAUUUUAAGAAUCAAUUUUAUGCAAUGACGAGUGGUUCGAGUGCGAGUGCGAGUGCGAGUGCGAGUGGUAUUCAGAGUGGUUCAAAUACCGGUGGUGGUGUUGGAGGUAUUCAGAGUGGUAUUCAGAGUGGUGAUGCAAGUGGUAUUCAGAGUGGUACUGUUGGAGGUGUUGGAGGUGCUGCUGCUGAUUCGACUCUUUCAACAAGUGGUGAUAAAUCGAUUCCAACUCCAACGACUACUACCAACACCACCACUCCAAUGGCGAUUACUCCAAUCCCUACUACCAACACCACCAACACUCUGACCACCAACACCACCAACACUCUGACCAAUAACAGUAUCACCACCAAUAUGACCACUCUUGGAUCUUCCAAAUUGCUGCCAAACAACACAUCAUCCCUAACCACCACCACCUCAACCACCACCACCACACAUUCACCAUCCAUCCUUCCAUCGAAUACUCCAUCCUUUUUAAAACCAAAUAAUUUUAGAAACUUUGCAGAAUAUUUCAUGAAAAAAGAAAUUCCAUUAGCACUCACUAAUUUUAGAGAUGAAAAGGUGAAUAAUGAAACAUUCCCUGAAGUCAUUCUAUUAUUACUAGAUUUAAUCAAGUACAAUGAUGAUUCUGAAAAUCCAUUCUCUGGAUCCUUUUAUAUUGCUAGUUUAAUUAAGGCAUUGAGUUUAGUGAAUACAAGCAAUCAGAAAUUUAAAGAAAAGAUUGAAAAGAUCUUUUACAAGUAUUUAGUGAUUGAUUCUGAUUUAAUUCCAAGUUAUCAUCAUGUCAAAACAGUAUCAUCCUUACAAGCACUCUCUCUUUUACAAUCAAGUGGUAAAUCGAGUGUCAAAUUGGAUUUAUUUUACAGAUAUCUCAAUUUUAGACAAUCGGAUUAUGUGAGAUUUGCAGCAUGGGAAUGUAUUUUGAAUAUUUUAGAUUCUCUUGUGGUGGUAAAUCCAUCUAGAAUCAAUAAUAAUAAUGAAUUCAUAAUGAUGAUGAUGAUGGAUCCAAUUUUGAAAACGAAUCAUGCUACUCAUAGUGCUACCCAUAGUGACAAUGCGACUACUUCUACUAUUACUGCAACUUCUACUACUCCUACAACUAGCAAAAAUAUUAUUGGUAGUAAUGGUUCUAGUAGUAAUAAUAAUAAUAUUAUUGGUAGUAAUGGUAUGACAAUGAACGAAGAAGAAGAUUAUACUCUCUUCCAAUUAGCCAAAGAGACUAUGAGUGAAUACUUGAUGAGACAUUUUCAACACUCUCAAUUACAAUUAUUGAAUCAUGUAAGACAUCUCAUUCUAAACAAGUAUCUAUCUUUAAUGAGUGAUGAACAUGAAUGUCCUCAUGUGAAAUAUGAAAUUUCUAAAAUACUCUCCAAUGCACUCUAUAAGAGUUCAGCUCAAAUGUUAAUGCAAUUCAAUGAACAUUCCCAACAAGGAAGAGUACAUUUGAAUUUUGUGAAAAAGGUAUCACCUCUUGCAUUGUUCUUGUUGGAUGUUCGAUCUCCUCAUCCCAACAAUGUAAAGAUUGUAGAGAGUGUUUGGGAAUUUUUACAAAAUUCAAACUCGACUACUCAAUACGAUCGAAGAUUGAGAUCAGCCAUUGUUGAAGUGUAUCGUGCUCUAUGGGAUCAAGUAACACCCUUGUGUUGUUGUGAAAAUGAUGAAGUGAGUCAUUCCAUCAAGAAUUUAUUGACAAGUUUGAAUGAAUAUUUCAACAACACUCAUAACACUCAUGUGACGACACCUAGUACAAGUAUUACUAGUAGUAGUAGUAGUAGUAACAAGAGUACAAGUAGUAACAAGAGUAACAAAAGUAAGAGUAGUAGUAGUAGUACCAAUAGUAGUUAUAGUACUCUCUUUUCAUCAAAGAAUGAACAGUUAUUAGCUUCCUACAUGAUUGCACCCUCUCUACAAGGUAUUUCAGAUUUACAAAUUGUUCAACCACAACAAUUGAAGAGUCAUCAAUAUUUGAAGAGUGAAUAUCCACCUGUAGUAUUUGAUACAAGUCAUCUCUCAAAGAUGAUUAUCACACCACCCAUUCCAGAAGAGUCAAUAAUAAGGGCAAGUUCAAGGAAAAAACAAUCAACAACGAGUGGUGUUAGUAGUAGUAGUAGUAAUAGUGGUGGUAGUGGUAGUGGUGGUGGUAUUAGUGCUGAUCUAACGACUACCACCACUUUGGAUCAGAGUUCGAAUUCAACAAGCAACAUUCCAUCUGCAACAACCAUUACCUUACCUGUGGUAACUCUUGAAUCCAAAAAGAAAGAAUCGAAAAAGAAAGAAUCAAAGAAAAAGAAGGAAUCCUCUGAAUCAAAGAAAGAAUCCAAGAAAGAGUCAUCAUCGAGUAAAAAGAAGAAAUCUACAAGUAGUAGUACUAGUGGUGGAGAUUCUGAAAAGAAGAGAAAAAGAGAGAGUGAAAAAUCAACAACCACCACUACAGUUUCCUCCUCCUCCUCUUCAGAAACGACAAAAAAGAAAAAGAAACAACCUGAACCCCUCGAUGCUACCAAGAUUAAGAUUAAAUUGGGAGAUAGUAUCACAACCACCACUCCAUUGAGUAGUAGUGGAGUACUCAAUUCUCAAGAUAAGAUUCCAAAAGUGAACAAGGCAAGUUCUUCCAAUGCUAUCCAUGCACCUAUUGCUACUGCAUCUGCAACUACUACUACCAGCAGCUCUGCAUCAAUGGAUGUUUCUAAUACCACCUCUACAACCACCUCUGCUGCAACCAAUCCUAUUCUACACUUUAAACCUCAACCUGUGGAAAAACAACUCAUGCAAACCAAAUACAAACAACGAGAAGAGAAAAUUAAGAAAAAUUCAACACCUUCUCGUAUCAUGCUUAUUAACAUGAAUGAAACAGAUACAAGAAUUUAUGUGGAAUUGGAUGAUCAUUCCUUCACUGCUAGUGCUAUUUAUAGAUCUCUUCCAAUGAAAUCCUUUGAAGUGUCCAGUGGUGGUAAAGGAAUUAUUUAUUUUGCCAUUCCACAAGUAGAACAAAUCACAGAUUUAGAAGAAGAAUCAAGAUCAGAAGUUAAAAAUGGUGAAUUAGCUUAUUGGAUUGAUGGUCUUUCCAUUGUCAUUGGUUAUUCAAAAACAAUGUAUUCUGUUCAGAAUGAAAUUAGACUCUAUCAAUGUUGUAAUAUUUUUGGUGAAAUGAUUUAUCCACUUUCAACAAGAAAUAUUACUAAGAAUGUUACAAAACAAACCAUUUCAUUGGUGAGAUUACCACGUGUAUCAUUAGAUAUUCCAGAAUUAUCACAAUCUAUUGAUAUUGAUUUGUAUGAUUUAGAAUUUCCAAAUUUAACCAAAUUUAUGGCACACAUUAUGCCUGUGAGAGGUGUUUUUAUGCCUCCAUUUGGAAAAUUAUUAUAUUUCAAUUUACCACAACUCUAUACACCUUCUGAUGAAGAUCGAGAACAUGAAAGAUUCUAUCGAGAUUAUUUAUUACCAGGAGAAGUAGCUUAUUGGGCUGAAGGAGGUGCAUUAUUAUUAGGAACAGGUCCAAGUGCUCUUGUGCCACCAUCGAGCACAAGUGGUGGCAGUGGUGGUCAGAGUAUAAGUAGUGGAGGCAGUUCUUCUUCUUCUACCACUCAUACCAAUCAAGAACGUUAUUAUUUAUUAACCAAAUGUUUUGUCAUUGGAAAAAUGAUAUCUCCACACUAUCGACAAUUACCAAUGGUUAUUGAAAAGAGAAUGAGUGGUGGUGGCAGUUCUUCUUCAGAUGGUGGUGGUGGUGGUCAAUGUGGUGCUAGGAGUGGUAGUAUCAUUGGCUCCUCCUCCUCUGAAAUUCCUCCUCCAGAUUUAUCUCUCAUUCUUCACAAACGAGACAUUGUCAUUCAAAUCACAUUCAAAGAUUCAUCUCUACCAACCAUUGAAAUGUUAUUUGGAUUGAGAAAUACGGUCACAGCGGAUGUUAUUUAUGAACAUUGUUGUGCCUUGAAUAAGGUAUUGAAAUUUGAUCAAUUUGAAGUGUCAUCCUCCUCAUCACCUGUGUGUGGAAUGAUUUCAUUCUCUUUGGAUUCAAGUCAAGAAGAAAUUGCAAAUUUACAACAUGAAGUGAAUGUUGCAGUGAAAACCAUUUCAACUCCAGGUGAUUUGGCAUUCAUGUGGGAUUCUUAUAGUAUUAUCAUGCCAUUCCAUAGAAAUAAUGGUCAUCCAGGUGGUGGUGGUGAAAUUGAAUUACCAGAUAUGGCCAAUGUAUGGGCAAGAUUUAGAAGUGUUGUGGUGAGUGGUUCGAGUGGUGGUUCUGGUGUCAGCUCUUCAAUGAGCUAUGCAGCUGCAAUGCAAUACAUUGCAUCGAAACCCAUUCAAUCCAUUGCCAUGAGAAGAUAUCACGUGCCUUGA